GUAAUAUUCUUCAUGCCUUCGAAGUUACCCUCUUUCUGCUUCACCACUGUACUGCUUUUGUUAAAGGUUCUCUGUGUAUCUCUAUAAAAGUGGUCAGCAAGAAAAACCAGAAGAAAGAAAUGGAGAACCAUUAGAGAGAAUUGUAAUAGCUAGUUGUUAGACAGCAGCAACUUCAUUUUCAGAAUCUAAGCAAGCAGAGGUUCUGACCUCUGAAAGUUCAGGAAACAGAUGAUUGUGCCUAAGAAUUGAGGCACGGAGAAGAUCAGCCUGACAGAGCCACCUUACGGAACAGAUGAAGGCUUCUUGCACAGAUACGGCAUGAGCUUGGAGGAUCUGGAGAGUCUUGUGAAGCAACGGCUCAGUGAGAACGCUAUACGUCUUGAGGAAGAUAGUUCAGAUGGAGAAACUAUUGGACUUGCUGUGGGAGAAACUUUCUCGACAGACGUGAUAUUGGUGUUUUCAGUGGUGAGGCACUCAACACAGCAGCGGGAUGCAGUCCUGCAGGAGGCAGCACGGACCCAACUGAGAAUUUCAGAAAGCAACAGCCAGCAGGUGGCUGAGCUAUUCAAGGACCUCUCAGCCAGGCUGGUCUCCAUUCACACUGAAAGGGAUUGCUUUGUGAUCACCUUUAAGACAGUGGAGGAAAUCUGGAAAUUCUCUAGCCACCUUGCUCUUGGUCAUGUGGCACACUCUCUGGAGAACUUUCUCUUUGACCAGACUUUCUGGCUGGACACCACUCUCAUCAAUGAUGUGAAGAUCUGUGUUUCUGCUAGUGAGGAGCACCUUGCCACUGUCUACCUUGGAUUACUCCUGCAGGAAGGAAGCUUCUAUGCUAAAGCUCUGGUCAAUACUUCAGGCCUGGGUGAUGAAGACUUCAGCACCAGGAAGAAUGAUCUGAUGUUGGUGAGGAACAUUGGACUUCAGAACCAGUGGGAGGGCAUGGUGCUUUCUACUGGGCGCUGUGGCCUGGUACCUGUGGAGGCCGUGCAGCCGCUCUCCUACCCCUUCUACCAAUGGUUCCUCAAGACUUACCCUGGCAAUGCUGGAUGUCCACCUCCUGACAACCACCAUUUUCCAACUUCCAUUGGCACUGGCAGCUGCAUUGCUUUGGUGGACAGCAAGACACUGGAGACUGAUGAGCUCAGCUUCAAAAAAGGUGAUCGCAUUGAGGUUUUGGGAUUUCUGCUCUCCAGCCUCGACUGGUUUGUGGGCAAAAACAUCUCAACUGGGAAAAGAGGCUUUGUCCAGAAAAAGCAGGUGGAGCCAGUGCAUGUGCGACCUCUGGAUGCUUGGUUACUGUUUGUGAGUGAAGAUGAGAUGAAAUCACUGACCUUGUCUGAUCCUAGUGAUGGACAAGGCUGCCAGAGUCUCCUCGGCGAGCUUUUAAAAAGUGACAUCAGCACAGUUUACAGAUUGAACAGGCUUGCUGGUUGUGAAUUUCCAGAUGUGAAGAACAAACCAAAGCCAGAAGACAGAGACUCACAAAGAGUUCUGGGACGAUCUCCUUCUGAAAAACUCCAAAACGGCCUUCGUGAUGACCCUUCUAAAGAAGCAUCCCCUUGCAGCUUACCAGGUAGAGCAUACCUACCCUGUUUGGAAGACACUUUUCAAGAAAUGGACACCCCCGAAGAUGAUCCAAGAUUCUUGGUGGACCUAAACACUUGGGAUGUGGAGAACUUGGAGGCAUUUGAUCCAUUGCUUACUUACCUCAACCAGGACACAUUUGUGGUGCCAUUCCUCACCUUAUAUGACCUCUUCUUCUCCUUCCUGAAGUCCACAUUUUAUGGUUUUUCAGAAGAAGAGGACCUUGUUCAGUAUUUGGAAUGUGCCCGUGAAUGGGCGAGAAGGAGUAGGAUGCUCUGGGCACUCAGGAGGAUCUGCUUCCUGCUGGGUAGACUAUGUGCCAAAAAGCUGAAGUUUUCCCAGGCUAGGGUUUACUUUGAGGAAUCCCUGGCUGUAUCGGUCAGUGGAUUUGCUGACCCUUUUCUAUUAAGUGCCUUGUAUGUAAAUCUGGCCGCCAUCUAUCUGAAACAAAAAAAUCCAGAGAAGUUAGAGUGCAUCUUAGAGAAAGCCAACACACUGCUGGUGUGCAUACCGCAGCACCUCUUUAGUUCAGUGCAUGAGUUUGAGGUUCUGAAGCUUGUCAUGAGGAAAGCCAUCAUGAGCAAGGACACACUUCUGGAAGCCCGCUGCUGCUUCCUGGCCUCUGUACUCUUUUUAAAACUACACAAGAAUGAUGAAGCUCUGCCAUUUGUGGAGCGCCUUCAGUUUCUUUCCAUCAGUCUUUCUACUCACAGAGCUGUGGCUCCCAUGGACCUCAACUGGAUGCUUUGUAAAUUGUACUCCAAAAAGUACCUGCCACAUCUGGCCUUGGCAUCACUUAGGCUAGUACCAGCUCAAGCUACUUCACCAGAGGCUGCCCUGCACAAGGUGGAGCUUUUUAUUAAAAACAAUUUCCGCCUGUAUGGCCAUGGUGCUGUUGAUGAGGUGCCCCUGCAUGCGCAGGUCACACUGUAUCUUAAAGAAGCCCUUGAUAUAGCCAAGCUAAAUGGAGACAUUAAAGCAGAGCGAGACCUGUGUCUUUGUCUGGUCAGCAUUUUCCAGCAGUACAAGGCAUUUGGGGAAGCGGUCCGAUAUGCUGAGGCUGCAAUGGUCACUAGCAGACAAAUAAAUGAAGAGGAAGCCUUCAGAGCUGCAGUGCUGUUGGCCUGGCUACACAUCCUCAAUGGUCAGAGGAACCGUGCCAAAGAAAUGCUGAGGCAGCUGCUUGAGUGGCUACAUGAGACUGAUGGUCCAACACAACAGGGGGUGGUACAUAACCUGCUGGCUAUCUGCCUGAGUGAAGAAAAUGAUGUCCAGGGAGCUGCCAGAAACUUUCACUGGGCGGUGAGAAAAGCACAGGAGACAGGAAACAAGAGGAAUCAAGCCCUGGCACUGGCCAACCUUGGCUGUCUCACCCUGGCUCUCAAGGCCUACACCCUGGCAGAAAAGUACCUGCUUGAGGCACUGAGACUGUUUGCUGGACUUCUGGAUAGUGGGACUGAUGCUGAGCAUGUGCAGGUGUGUCUUUGGCUGGCCACAUGCUAUGCAGACUCACAAAGGCCAGAGGAUGCAAGGUUAUGUUAUGAGAUUGGUUUGCUGAUGGCAAUGGCUGCCAAAAACAUGCAGAGUCAACUACUGGCUGCCCAGGCUCUGAGCUGUUUUUAUGAACGGGUCCUGCCAAACCACAGCUGCUGCAUCCUCUACUAUGAACACUGUCUCACUUUGUCCCAGCAGCUGAAGAACAAACAGCUUGAGGGGUCACUGUUGGAUAUCCUGAGUGAGUUGUACCUGUCACUGCAUGCUGAAAAGAUGUACACAACUUCUCUGGAUUAUACCAAGCAGAGCCUAAGAAUCUCUAUUGACCUUGGGAUGAAAGACAAGGAGGCCAAGGCAUGGCUCCGGGCAGGAAAGACUUAUUACAGGAUGGGAGAGGAUGAGCUGGUAGAAAUGUAUCUGCAGGCAGCUGUUCAAAUCGCUCAGAAAACUAAAAAUACACAUUUCAUCUUGAGGAUUUAUGAGGAAGCAGGAGAUGUUUUCUAUGAAGGGGACAGAAAUCGGCAAAUGGCAAUCAACUUUUAUAAGGAUGGUGCUAUCUGCCUAGCAAGAAGCAUGGGAAAUCUCGACACAGAACUUCGCUUGGUCAACAAACUCGUUGACCUUCAUGUAGCUAUGAAGCAGUUUGAGGAGGCCUUGCCACAUGCUAACCUGGCAGUGAGACUUAGCUCAUUCACAGGAGAUCAACUGAAGGAACGCUCAUCCCUUCAUCGGCUAGCUUCAGUGCACUUCUCAUUAGAGCAGUAUGAACUAGCAGAAAAUUAUUAUUUGAAGGCCCUCUCCUUCACCCCCUUGCUUUUAAAUAAAGCGGACCAGGCCAGCUAUUUUGCUAAAGUCUACUACAAGCUGGGACAGCUGACUUUGCACAAACUGAAGGAUGCCUUUGAUGCUUCAGGUUACUUCCAGCUGGCCCUGGCUGCUGCUCUUGAGGACAAACAGGCUGAAAGCUUAAUUUGCACUCGACUAGGAGAGAUAUACUCCAGUUUUCUGCCAGAUGAGGAGAAGGCGCACUUCUUCUUUAGCAAUGUUCAGACACUCAAGAUGGACACAACUGUUUCUGAUGACACAAGACUACAGCAGAGGUGAAAAAAGAAGAGAGCUCAGAUCAGGCAUGGGCAUGCCCUGCCUCAAGAAAAGAGGGACCAGAAUUUGCAGAGUUUUGCUUUUUAAGAUAUUAUCCAGGUUAAGUGAGGAUGGACAUAAUGACGUGAGCACUUUCAGCGUUGGACUAAUUCAGCUCUGACUGACUAAAAUGGAUUGUCUUUACAAGUAGCUUACCACUUAACUAACACAAUUGCCAAGUGAAUGAUCAAGUAGUUUUGAAUGAACAGAUAUCUAAUUUUUUUUAAUUGCACACAGGAUUCUAGUCUAUUUCAUUCUGAAUGGUUUAGGCCAAAAAAUGAUGGUCACUUUUAAACUGGUAAAUGUUCCAAAUGUGUCAGCUACUUGUGUCUUGCUCUAGUAACAUGUACACUCACUUCUCAUAGCUGUCCUGGUAUUCACUGGAAUUUUCUGUGAUUAUUCAUUCAGAUAUAGGCACACUGAAAAAAAAAA
Polypterus senegalus (gray bichir) is the source of this 4650-nucleotide messenger RNA. RefSeq names its product SH3 domain and tetratricopeptide repeats 2 (gene sh3tc2). Bases 319 to 4182 code for a protein of 1287 amino acids. NCBI's taxonomy places the organism in Eukaryota, Metazoa, Chordata, Cladistia, Polypteriformes, Polypteridae. Gene Ontology annotation, molecular function: protein binding. Gene Ontology annotation, biological process: regulation of intracellular protein transport; regulation of ERBB signaling pathway. Gene Ontology annotation, cellular component: recycling endosome. The transcript has 18 exons. The record is from RefSeq and is a predicted model, not a curated record.